Molecule: messenger RNA, 852 nt
Organism: Cylicocyclus nassatus
Lineage: Eukaryota; Metazoa; Nematoda; Chromadorea; Rhabditida; Strongylidae
Source: the annotation of a GenBank genome assembly
AUGAAGAUGGUACGGUCAAAUCCGGACAAGACGAAUAUAUAUGUUGUCCCGAGGCCAUGUUUGGACUAUCUGUCUCGCCAGUUCUUUUAUCUUUCAACAAAAUCUCCUAUCUUUUCCGAUGUCUUACAGCUUUCUUCUAAUCCGUACAACUUCAUGACUACGCUUCAGCCAGGAAUUCGAUGGGAUUCAACCAAAUACGAACUCGAUGACUUCGACUUCAAUGAACUUACGGGGAUGUUCUCACAGCUGCGUGGUGGUUGUGGGUCCAAUUUUAACUCCUACUUCGGAUUGAUGAAAAAGUUUGUGAUGCUUACUAUGACUAAUUACGAGUUGGAUGCUCAAGCCAAGAAAUUUCUUUCCGCUGAACUUUUACCCGUUCAUGAGAGGUUCGUCUACAGAAUGAUCCAAAUAUGUGACCUGCCUGUAAAAACGAGAUCACUGGACGAUAUUCUCAGCGGUAAAGAGGAUUCCAGAGAAAGACUUUUUCUACCUCAUGUUUCAACACUCAAUGCUAUGGCUAUAUUAUAUAGUCUCGCUUAUGGUUGGAAAGCCCCUGAUAAGAAAUUCGGUGAACUGGUGGCAAACUCUGUGCAUACGCUGUUGAGGGAUCGCAUUGAUGCAGCUUUACAUGUAAGAAAAGUCCCAUUGACGAAUGAGAUUGGUAUACAUGCCAAGUACCAGGGCACAUCCACUGAUGAAGGGGGACAAUCGAAGAGCUCAGAUGACAUUUUAUAUGCGUCCGAUUUUUUGAAGUCAUUCUCGAACAAGAGUCAUUUUCUUGGUUAUGAAAGCGAUAAGCUUCUUCGGUUUCGAUGUCAUGCCAAUCUCUACAAGCGAUUGAAAUGCUACUAA